This is a messenger RNA of Ictidomys tridecemlineatus (thirteen-lined ground squirrel), 7496 nucleotides long. NCBI's taxonomy places the organism in Eukaryota, Metazoa, Chordata, Mammalia, Rodentia, Sciuridae. The record is from RefSeq and is a predicted model, not a curated record.
CCAUAUUACUACCAUAUAAUUUUUUUUACUUUUGUAGAGACGCUCUCCUAGUCUGCGUUCUGACUCUUCUUUAGAACAGAGCUUAAGGAUCACUGUUGGCAAUGACCACUUCUGUGUUAGCACACCAGAACGUCGUCGGCUUAGUGAUCGGCUGGGGUCACCAGUGGAUAAUCUGGAGGACAUGGACAGGGAUGACUUGACUGAUGAUUCUGUCUUCACUCGAAGCUCCCAAUGUUCUCGGGGUCUCGAGCGAUAUAUUUCCCGGGAAGAGGGGCCUCUUAGUCCCUUCUUGGGACAACUUGAUGAGGACUACCGAACAAGAGAAACUUUCCUUCACCGAUCUGAGUAUAGUCCCCAUGUCAGUUGUCAUGAUGAACUGUUGCGGGGAACAGAACGAAAUAGAGACAAACUCAAAGGCUCCUACUCUAUGCGAGCUGAGGAAAGGAACCGAGAGGCCAAAAGGCCCCGUUAUGAUGACACAGAGAAGAUACACAGCAUGGGAGGGGAUCACCCAAGUUUUACAUCAGGGACACGCAACUAUCGACAGCGUAGAAGAAGCCCAAGUCCUAGGUUUCUAGACCCUGAGUUUCGAGAGCUGGACCUUGCCAGGAGAAAGCGAGAGGAAGAGGAGGAACGAAGCAGGAGCUUGAGUCAGGAGCUGGUGGGAGUUGAUGGUGAUGGCACUAGCUGUUCCAUUCCUGGACUGUCAGGUGUCCUAACAGCAUCAGAGCCAGGAUAUUCUUUGCAUCGGCCUGAGGAAGUGUCUCUGAUGCCUAAGAAGUCCAUUCUGAAGAAGCGGAUUGAGGUGGACAUGGAGCCUUCUGUGCAGCUUGAGAGUUUUUCCAGUAGUACCAGCUCCAACCAGGAUCACACUCUUUACUCUGGACACUCAUCCCUUCCACUAAGUGGUGCUAUUGCUGCUUUUGCCUCAGAGAUUGAAAACAAGGGAACUACAGUGGAGACUGCCCUGAAGGAACCUCCAGGCAAUCUCUACCAAUGGGGUACCCUCCCUGGGCUGCCUAAAGACAGCAGUCCUCUAAGAGAAAAGUUCGGAAGUUUUCUGUGUCGCAAGGAGAAAUUGGAUUUGAAAUCUGAGGGACCUGAGCGACACACAGAUUUGUUACUCCCCCAUGAGAGAGCUAGCCAGGAUGGCAGUGGUUUCUCCCGCAUUCUGAGCAUGUUGGCUGAUUCUACCAGUACACAGGAAAAAAGGCGACGAAGCUUUCCUGACAUUGAGGAUGAGGAGAAAUUUCUCUAUGGGGAUGAGGAAGAGGAUUUAAAGGUAGAAUCUCCACCAAAGACCCUUGGGAGUUCUGAGAGUGAAGUUGUGAGGCAGGAGGCAAGCUCCCUAUCCUCUUCACCUCCAGCUAUAAAACUAGAAUCGCUGGAAGAUACCAAUCCAGAAUAUGCCAAGAUUCAUGAUUUGCUGAAGACCAUAGGGCUGGAUAUUGGAGUAGCAGAGAUUAGUAAAUUGGCUGCACGCACCCAGGAACGGCUUCAUGGCAAAAAGCCAUCAUCACGCUCCUCAGCUGACCGCCGUUCCUCUGUUGACAGACAUUUUUCAACUGACCGCUCCUCAGUGGAUCAUCGUUUCUCAGCUGAUCGGCGCUCCUCAGAUCCCCACAGAUUAGAGAGCAGGGAGGCACACCAUAGCAAUACCCACUCCCCAGAAGUGUCCCAUCCACACCCAGCCUCCCCUGUGGAUCCUUACCUGCUCACAAAAAAUAGCCCUCCAUUCCUAAAAUCUGACCAUCCAGUGGGUCGUAUUUCAGGACCAGAAGUGGUUGGCAGUGGGUUUCAGUCAUCUGUUGCAGUCAGGUGCAUGCUACCAUCAGCCCCAUCUACCCCAAUUAGACUUUCACACUCUGCUUCUUUAUCUCAGUUUCAUAUGCCAAGGACUUCCCAGUUUGCUGCGGCUCGAAUACCUCCAAACUACCAGGGACCUGCCAUUCCCCCUGCCUCCUUUGAUGCCUAUAGGCACUACAUGGCAUAUGCAGCUUCAAGAUGGCCCAUGUACCCUGCCUCUCAACCAUCAAACCACCCUGUACCUGAACCCCAUAGAAUAAUGCCAGUAACUAAACAAGCUACUCGGAGCCGUCCCAAUCUCCGUGUGAUCCCCACCGUGACUCCUGAUGAACCCAAACAGGAGGAGUCAGUGCUAGGCCCAGUUCCUACUGCCCAAGUGCCUGUCCAGGUGUCUAUCCCAUCACUCAUAAGAUACAAUCCAGAGAAGAUCUCUGAUGAAAAGAACCGUGCUUCCCAGAAGCAGAAGGUUAUUGAAGAGAGGGAAAAACUAAAGAGUGACCGGGAGGCCCGCCAGAAAAAAAUGUACUAUCUCAGGACUGAGUUGGAGCGGCUUCAUAAACAACAAGGGGAAAUGCUGCGCAAGAAACGAAGGGAGAAGGAUGGUCACAAAGACCCACUUCUGGUGGAGGUGAGUCGGCUUCAGGACAACAUCAUGAAGGACAUUGCAGAGCUACGACAAGAGGCAGAAGAGGCAGAAAAGAAGCAAUCUGAACUGGACAAAGUGGCUCAGAUCUUGGGAAUUAACAUUUUUGAUAAAUCCCAGAAAUCUUAUAACGAUAGUAAAGAGCCUACAGAAAAGGCUGGCAAAGCAGAAAAAUCUAAGAGCCCAGAAAAAUUGUUGUCAUCCUCAAGCUCUUCCUCCAACAAUAAGGAAUCAAAAGUAAGCAAUGAGAAGUCCCGCAUUAAGAGCCCUAAGCCUGCUGAAAGCCCCCAGCCAGCUGCUAAGCAGUCUGAUCAGCCCAUUGCUGCUUAUGAGUAUUAUGAUGCUGGCAAUCACUGGUGCAAAGACUGCAAUACCAUCUGUGGGACCAUGUUUGACUUCUUCACUCAUAUGCACAAUAAGAAGCACACACAGACACUGGAUCCCUACAACAGACCUUGGGCUUCAAAGACCCAGAGUGAGGCCAAGCAAGAUGCUGUAAAACGCACUGACAAGAUAACUGUUCCUGCAAAAGGCUCUGAGUUUCUGAUUCCUAUCACUGGGUUUUAUUGCCAGCUUUGUGAGGAAUUUUUGGGGGACCCAAUUUCUGGAGAGCAACAUGUGAAGGGUCACCAACACAAUGAGAAAUACAAGAAAUAUGUGGAUGAAAACCCAUUGUAUGAAGAACGGCGGAAUCUGGACCGCCAAGCUGGAUUGGCUGUGGUUCUAGAGACAGAACGGCGACGGCAAAAUGAGCUAAAGCGCAAACUUAGUGAGAAACCAAAGGAAGAAAGGAAAGAAAAAAAGGCAAAAGUUGUGAAAGAAGCAAAGGAAGACGAUAAGGUCUCUGUGGAAUUAGAAGACCAGCUCCCUGAGGAUGGGAACUCCCCUGAAAAAGCUGAAAAUAAAAAAAGUUCUAGCAUCAAACUCCAGUUAAAAGAAGAGGUAAAGAAGGAAUCACCAACAUCAUCGUCUUUUGGGAAAUUCAGUUGGAAGAAGCCAGAAAAAGAAGAGGAAAAAAGUUCAGUAGUAGCCUCAAGUAUCCUUAAGGAAGAGAUUAUGGAAAGCAGUAAGGACAAAGAAGAUGGCAAAGCUGAAGCUGGGAAGGCAAAACCCAUCAAAAUUAAGCUCUCUGGGAAAACUGUUGUUGCACAUACCAGCCCCUGGAUGCCUGUUGUGACAACUUCAACACAGACUAAGAUCCGACCCAACCUGCCUAUUCCAUCCACGGUACUCCGCAAAUCAGGUUCAGCUACAGUGAGCAAGCCUGCUCCACUUAAUACCUUUCUGUCUAUCAAGUCCUCUGGAACCACUGCUAAACCUCUGCCAGUAGUUAAAGAAUCUUCAGCUGAUCUCCUUUUGCCUCCAGACAUUAUCUCUAAAGCUUUUGGAGGAGAAGAGGUGAUUCUAAAAGGAUCUCCAGAGGAAAAAAUGGUGCUGACUGAAAAGAUUGAGCCAUCUCAUAUACCUGAGCAAAUGUUGCCACCUCCUCCACCUCCACCACCACCACCACCACCACCUCCACCUCCACCUCCCCCAGUUAUACCUCAUCCAGCUGCUUCAUCUCCUGCCCAAGCAAAUGCUGUCUUGGCUCCCUUAAAAUCAAACUCAUUUAUAUCUCAGACUCUAAGUCCUGGCUUUCUGGGUCCUAACAUUUUGAACCCAGUGUUGCCUGUAGCCAUUAUAGCCUCAGCACAGCCAGCUGCCAUUCCUUCUGAUGAGACAGCUCCUGGGGUGAGUGAGAGUGACCAAGACCAAGCCCUAUUCUCUGUGUUGGUACGUCCUCCACCCCCCCUCUCAAGUGUGUUCAGUGAACAAGCCAAAAAAUUGGAGAAACGAAAUUCAUGUUUAGCUACAGCCAAUGCUAAGGACCUGUAUGACAUAUUCUACAGUAGUGGUGGAAAGGGGACCCCUGAGACCAAGUUGAGUGGUGGUUCAUUGACCAAUGGGGAAAAUAGCAACCUUUCUAAAACUGAAAGUUCAGAUUCUACUUCUACUUCUGCUUUGAACAGCAGUGCCUCCCAAGAGGGUUUGGUCACUGCUUCUAUUGUCAACAACACUGAAAAUCCCAUUGCAAAAACUCUGGUGUCGGUAGGGAAGUGGUCAGCUGUAGAACAAGCAGACCCCCAAAACAGAGGUAAUAGCUAUGGCUUCUUACAGCCUCUGACAAGAUUGUGCCAAAACAGGCCUUAUGAAACUAUUACCCCAAAGACAGAUACUUUGGCCAUGUGGACUUCUAGCUCCUUCCAGAGUGACACUGAUAGGGAUGUAUAUCCAGAGUGGAAAAUCAAUCUUGACCUAGAAGAGCCAGGGCCACCUGAAAUAGACCCAGCUCCUCAACUGUCAGAUACACACUGCCAUACCAAGACAUCUCGGAAGUUGAUAAAAAUUCACCUCAGAGAUUCUGGUAACAAAGAUAAGGAAAGCCAGGAGUUUUACCAAACUGAAGAUUGUGGAGAAGGUGUGAUAGAGUCAAACAGUGAACUAAAAGGAAGGGUAACAGUUGAAGAGGGAGCAAGUGCCAACAUUGAGUCCCACAGCAUAGAAGACUCUAAUUUGAACCAUGGGAGUAGCUAUAUCCAAGAGGGAGAAGUAGAGCAGCCCAAUUUGUUACUGAUUGACAAAGAGGCUGAACAGUCUAAGAAAUUGAUGACAGGACAUGAAACUCUAAGUAAAGUAGUAAUUGAAGUAAGUGCACAGACUCUGUCUUCCACAAAAUCAAAAAUAGAUUCUUUUCCAUCAGAAACUAGAUCUUUACUCCAGAAUCCACAAGAUACACCUGGAAAAAUUUCUGCCCCAGAAUUGCUGCUUCAGUCCCCUGUCAGGUCAAAUAUGUAUUUAUCAGAUAGUCACCAGGAGCAAGGAGUUUCAGCUGGUAGUGAAGAGUGGUUAGAAAAUUCAGCUCCAGGUGCAGUUUCCAGAGCUUCUAGGUGCAGAAGCCUCAAACUCAAGAGAGAAAGAUCAAAAGAUUUUCAAGGUAAAAUAAUCUGUGAUCUGCCUAUUUGGGAUGAGAACAAGAAAAGACCAGAGAUGUGGGAGAGCCCAGAGAAACCAGAAGUAGAAGCUGUGGAGCUGCAGGAUGUCCAUCCAGAAUUAACAGUAACAAUAGAAAGCAAUACCUUAGAAGACUUUGAAGCUAAGAAUUUAAAGGUAGAGAAGCUUGCUGUCCUGGGAAAUCUGGGGAAUAUGCAUGUUGAUUUCUGCAAUUCUCGGGUAGACCCAGCACAUAGAUCCCCAACUGCCCUAUCUCAAAAAAUAUGUGAAGAAAAUUCUGUAUCACUCACAGGGUGUAAUCCCUCUAUCCCCAGUGACUUUGAACCAAUCCCAUCUUUUUCUGGGUUUCCAUUAGAUUCUCACAAAACCUUGGUGCUUAACUUUGAGACAGAAACUGAAUAUAAUUCAUCUAAUCCCAGAAGUGGGAAGAUCACUUCUAACAUUUUGAAAACUGGUUUUCCUAUAGAAAAUGUUGACCAUGGCUUGAGCCUAGAGGGAACACAUCAGGCCCUUGAUCUCUUGGCAGGAGGAAUGUUGCCUGAGGAGGCAGAAGAAACUUCCCAAUUACAGAAGCAAGAGUCACUCAGAUUGGAAUCAAAAACAAUUAGUCCUGCAGGCCUUGGACCAUCUCCUUGCCUUCCAGACCUUGUUGACUUUGUCACACGGACAUCUGGAGUUGGAAAAGAGAAGAUAUGUUCUCCCCUCUCUGAUCCCGAUGACCCUCCUAAGCAUAGAUCCCUGGAGAUGGGACCACUACAGCUAGAAAUUCCGAAAGUAUCCAUCACAGAGGUAGCAGCUUCUCAAAUAAAUGAGGACAAUGAGAGCCCUUUGAAUUUGGCAAAAACUCCAACUUCAGCAUCCCCUUCAAGGGAGCAGGUAGUUGGAGGUACUCAGGAAAUGUCUGAACAAGAAACUGUAGUUGAUGCCAUCCAGGACCACACAAAAUCCAGUGUUCAUGACUAAGAAUGAACCACCCAAGGCUGCUUGUGGAUGAAUCAAAUUGGCUUCUAGAAAUCAGAUGCCCACAUGAUCCAGGACUAAUUGGCAAUCUCAUCUGGAACCUACACCAAGAGUCGGCAACUUACAGUAAAUGUUUAUGGGAAUUAAAAAAUUUACCUCCUUUCCUUCCCCACCCCUUAAAAUACUGGACAAAUCAAGCAUUAACAUCUAUACAUACCUGUAAAAAAGUAUUUUCUGUUAAUUUUUGUUCUUUUUGGUCAAAUUGUUUCUCCUACUUUGUCAUUAAAGUCAAAUGUCUAUCCUGGCUCACCACAUAGUGUGCUUUGAUUGUAUUUUGGCUUUGACACUGCCAUUUCUGGAAUGUGGGGGAGGAGGGAAACAAAGCUGACUUCUCCAAAUGUUGUGUUGUAUUCCCACCCAAUAUCUGGGCAGCUGAUGAAUCUCUGGGAGAAACACCAGAGUUUGCUGAAAUGGAAAACUUCUACUGAUGAAGGAAGAAUUGUUCAUCUCUUAGGCUUCCAUUUCGAUGGGCCUGCCUUAUCAUUGUUUGAAAUGCAGCGUGAGUAGCCCUUUUGUUUACUGUCUACUUCCCUAAUUGGCAUGUCAAUUCCCAUGUUUCCCUUACUCUGUUGCCUUUGCUUGAGAUGGUCCUGCUAACCCACAAACUUGUUUGGAAAUGGCCACAGUAAACAGAAGAAAAUCUGGCAGACUCACUUUGAAGAUGACAAAUCAACAAUUGGGUAAGGCUUAUUCAUGGUUCAGUGCCAGGAGCAGAUGUUAUUGGGGUUUGCUGGAAAUGGCCUUUGCUUAUUGUAUUGUGAUCCAAUAAAUCUGUAUUAAAUUGUUUAGCAGCCAUUUCUGUUCUGAAGAGGUAGAAGAUCUGAAACUUGUCUUGGGAUUGGACUCAUUCUCUGUUCUACAAAACUAUAUGUAUCCCUUUCUCUACCUCUCCCUUUCCCAAGUUAUUUCCACCAUAGUGUGAUGUUUUGGGUUGUACAUUUUGUUAAAAAGAUUAAAGGAUUUAUGAGUUGGCUUGGACAAGUUUAAUUUUAUUUUUAAUGUGUUAAUUUCUUGGAAUAAAUAUGCAUUAAUCUCA